AGUGUAGUCCAUGUGUACCGAUUUAAGUAAGCGCACUUUGGAAUGUCUGUGAAAUAUCCGUGUCAAUUCCGCAUCGCUUAAAGAAAAAAAAAGCAUAUAUUUUUAUUUAAUUUGGGAAUAAAGUCUGAUGGUGAACAUGUCCGUGGACGUUUGGUUUAACAAAAGAGCUGUUUUAUGAUUUUAAAAAAGACAAAACUGGAAUUUAGGAAACAAAGACUCGGCUAUACAAAAGCGGUAUGUGGAACGAAUGUUGAUGCUAGCCUGUUUGCUAGCUUAGCUUGUUUGCUAGCUUAGCCUGUUUGCUAGCUUAGCCUGUUCGAGAAGAAAUCAAAAUAACGCUCCCGUUUAUAAUCUCGCGAUAGUAAUCUUUUGUGCGCCAGAAUGUGUUUUUUCUGAUUAAGUAUUGCUAGAAGGAGCUGAGUGAUUUAGCUAGAUUUUAAAUGCUAGCUAGCUAGCUAGCUGGGUUAGCUUAGCCAGUUGGCUAAUCUAGGUCGAGCCGGAGUUUGGCGGAGCGGUGAAAUGGAGACCCACAUCUCAAGCCUUUUCCCGGAGAUUUUAGCCAUGAUCUUCAGCUACCUGGACGUUAAAGGUAAAGGCAGGGUUGCUCAGGUGUGUGUGGCCUGGAGAGACGCAUCCUACCAUAAAUCAGUGUGGAGAGGAGUUGAAGCCAAGCUCCAUCUGAGGAGAGCAAACCCGUCCUUAUUCCCGAGCCUUCAGAGCCGAGGGAUUAAAAAAGUGCAGAUCCUGAGUCUCAGACGCAGCCUCAGCUAUGUCAUCCAGGGCAUGCCCAACAUCGAGAGCCUUAACCUGAGCGGGUGCUACAAUUUAACAGACAAUGGACUUGGACAUGCAUUUGUGCAGGACAUUCCUUGCCUGAGGAUUCUCAACCUCAGCCUCUGCAAACAGAUCACCGACUCCAGCCUUGGCCGAAUUGCACAGUAUCUCAAGAACUUGGAGUUUCUGGAGCUCGGUGGGUGCAGUAACAUCACCAACACCGGCUUGCUCCUUAUCGCAUGGGGCUUGCACAGGCUCAAGAGCCUGAACCUCCGCAGCUGCAGGCACGUCUCCGACGUAGGCAUCGGUCACCUGGCUGGCAUGACGCGCAGUGCCGCUGAAGGUUGUCUCAGCUUGGAGCAUCUCACUCUGCAGGACUGUCAGAAACUGACGGAUUUGUCGCUCAAGCAUAUCUCGAAGGGCCUGAGCAAACUCAAAGUCCUGAACCUCAGCUUCUGCGGUGGCAUUUCAGACGCUGGAAUGAUUCACCUGUCGCAUAUGACCCAGCUGUGGACUCUGAACCUGCGCUCGUGUGACAACAUUAGCGACACCGGGAUCAUGCACCUGUCCAUGGGCUCACUCCGGCUGUUCGGGUUGGACGUGUCGUUCUGCGACAAAGUAGGAGACCAGAGCCUGGCCUACAUCGCCCAGGGACUUUAUCAGCUCAAGUCGCUCUCGCUGUGCUCGUGUCACAUCAGCGACGACGGAAUCAACAGGAUGGUGCGGCAGAUGCACAAGCUGAAGACGCUGAACAUUGGGCAGUGCGUGCGCAUUACAGACAAGGGCCUCGAACUCAUUGCUGAUCACCUGACUCAGCUGACUGGCAUUGACCUGUACGGCUGCACCAAAAUCACCAAACGGGGACUGGAGCGCAUUACGCAGCUCCCGUGCCUGAAAGUGUUGAACUUGGGGCUUUGGGAGAUGACCGAGGGUGAAAGGGUUAGGUGAUGCCUCAUGAGCAUCACGACUUGCGUUACACUACCUCAUUCAACAUCGUCACCAUGAUUUAAUUUUUUAUUAUUUUCUAAAAUGUGAAGAACUUUUAAUUAGUUUAGUGUUAUGCAAUAAGAACACUGAACACCCUUUGGUUAUAUUGUUUAAUAGUAUAUAUUUCUUAAAUGCCUUUUUAUUAGUAAGUGGAUAGUUGAAUUAUUUUAGGGUAUCUUGCAGCACUAUUCUUUAAAAAAAAAAAUAUUUUCUCACUCUCGAUUAGAUUAUACUGAUAUACUGAAUGCCUUAAAGUAUUACCAUCAUCUUGGGAGCGCUAUACUGUACUGCUCUUAUAAAUAAAUAUGGAUCAGUGUUCGAGUAAACUGUUUUUCCAUGCUUUUGACAGAAAAGUGUAACGUUCUACUUAGUAAGAUGAACAUAUGCAAUUUAAAACUGUGUAAAAAAAUAUAUUAUGUCUAUAAAUAUGGUCAAAUCUAUUGGUAAGAAUGUUUGGAAUGUCUAUUUUCC
Neoarius graeffei (lesser salmon catfish) is the source of this 2232-nucleotide messenger RNA. RefSeq names its product F-box and leucine-rich repeat protein 14a (gene fbxl14a). Gene Ontology annotation, molecular function: protein binding. The record is from RefSeq and is a predicted model, not a curated record. Gene Ontology annotation, cellular component: SCF ubiquitin ligase complex. Lineage: Eukaryota; Metazoa; Chordata; Actinopteri; Siluriformes; Ariidae. Bases 520 to 1722 code for a protein of 400 amino acids. Gene Ontology annotation, biological process: SCF-dependent proteasomal ubiquitin-dependent protein catabolic process. The transcript has a single exon.